AUGCACUACGAGAGCAACAAUCAAAACCUCUAUCAAAGUGGCAAGCCUAAUGAUGUGGUCGUAGUGGACGCUGGAGCUGAGUGGAACUGCUAUGGCGCCGACAUUACUCGAACUCUUCCUAUCUCUGGCAGAUUUACCCGCGAAUCACGCGCGAUCUAUGAUAUCGUGCUGGAUAUGCAACAACAAUGCAUUGCAGAAUUGAAGGAAGGGGUGUUGCGGGAUGAUCUGCAUGUAUUGGCACACAAAGUUGCGAUUGAUGGUCUCCUAGCCCUUGGGAUCUUGAAAGGGGACAAGGAUGAGAUCCUGAGAGAAAGAAUCAGCACUGCUUUCAUGCCCCACGGACUUGGCCAUUUUCUGGGCAUGGAUACACAUGAUACCGGAGGUCAAUGCGACAUGACUGAUGACAAUCUCGAUCCCAUGUUCAAGUACUUGAGAGUCAGAAGACUUCUACCUGCGGGAUGCAUUGUCACGGUGGAACCAAGCAUACAGUUUAACGAACAUGUGAUUCGGCCUCUUCUCCGUGAUAACAGACUCUCAAAGUUCAUUGAUGAAAAGGUAUUGAACCGAUAUUGGGAUGUUGGGGGCGUAAGUAUCGAAGAUGACCUUUUAGUCACGGAGUCUGGCAGCAUGAACUUAACAGAUGUACCCAAGGAUCCAGAUGAAUUGGAGAGAAUCUUGUCAGGAGUGGCUGCAGACUCGUGA
Colletotrichum paranaense is the source of this 702-nucleotide messenger RNA. Its product is annotated as xaa-Pro dipeptidase. The record is from RefSeq and is a predicted model, not a curated record. Gene Ontology annotation, molecular function: peptidase activity. Bases 1 to 702 code for a protein of 233 amino acids. The transcript is spliced from 4 exons. Gene Ontology annotation, biological process: proteolysis. NCBI's taxonomy places the organism in Eukaryota, Fungi, Ascomycota, Sordariomycetes, Glomerellales, Glomerellaceae.